ACUCCCUUUGGAGUGACCAUACUGAUAUUAUCUGUUCUGUGGUUAGAUUUUAGUUUUUUCACAGAUUAUAUGAAAUUAUUAGUUUCAUAUAAUCUGUGUUUUUUGCGACUGUUAUUCAAGCGAGUUGACAUUUCUCUAUUGCGGGAGAAACAAAUUGGUAUAAUAUGUCUAUUUAUAUCAAUCGGAAUAUUACCCAUAAUAGUCCAAAUACUGGUAGUCGUAAAAUUUCAGGGGAUGAAAAUGAUUCUCCUUUACAAGUUUUUGUACAAGCUAAAAAACAUAUAAAUAUUGUUUUCAGUAAUAUUCAGUCAUAUGUUAUUGAUGCUUCUGAGCGUAUAACUGAUGUUAGUACAAAAUGUCCAGAUCUAGUUACUGAAAAUGAACUUUCGUCAAUACUUGAUUACACUUACAAAUUGAAAGGAAUUCAUGAAGUUUUAGCUCGCAAUCAUAUGAAAGUUGCUUUCUUUGGAAGGACCAGCAAUGGAAAAAGUACAGUCAUAAAUGCUAUGUUGGGGGAUAAAGUUCUACCAAGUGGUAUUGGCCACACAACCAAUUGUUUUCUUCAAGUAGAAGGCUCUCAAACGGGUGAAGCCUAUUUAAUUACUGAAGGAAGUGAGGAAAAACAAAAUGUUGAAUCUAUAAGUCAUUUAGCUCAUGCAUUAAAUCAUGAAAAACAAUUGAAUGAAAAUGAAUUAGUACACAUAUACUGGCCUAAAGAUAAGUGUGGUUUAUUAAGAGAUGAUGUUGCAUUAGUAGAUUCUCCAGGUGUAGAUGUAACACCACAUUUAGAUGAUUGGAUUGAUGCUCAUUGUAUUGACGCUGAUGUUUUUGUUUUGGUUGCAAAUGCUGAAUCUACCCUAAUGGUUACUGAAAAAAAGUUUUUCCACAAUGUUUCUAAAAAAUUAUCAAAGCCUAAUAUUUUUAUUUUACAUAAUCGUUGGGAUGCAUCAGCAAAUGAACCAGAAUUUUUAAAUGAGUUUAAUAAUCAAGAACAAGUACGUAAACAACAUACAGAGCGUGCUACUGACUUUUUAGUAAAAGAAUUAAAAGUUUGUACAGCUGCUGAAGCACCUUCUAGAAUAUUUUUUAUUUCCGCUAAAGAAGUUUUACAAGCUCGUUUACAACAACGCAAAGGAUUAUCUGCUAGCAAUGGAGACUUAGCUAAUGAUUUUAAAUCAAGAUAUAUGGAAUUUGAAAAAUUUGAGAGACUCUUUGAAGAAUGUAUUUCAAAAUCAGCUAUCAAAACAAAAUUUAUGAAUCAUUCACAACAAGGAAAAGAUGUUGUCAAAGAAAUGUUCAAAAUUAUGGAUGCAAUUCACAAUAGAAGUAAAGAACAAAUUAAAUCUAAAAUAUACCAAAAAGAAGAGUUCCAAGAGAAACUUACGCUUAUAACUCAGCAACUUACUAGUAUAACCAAUCAAAUGAAAAUGAAAAUUAAUAGUAUGGUAUAUGAUGUAGAAAAAAAAGUUUCCACUGCUUUGAGUGAUGAAAUUCGUCGAUUGUCUAUUUUAGUUGAUGAGUUUAAUUUACCUUUUCAUUCAGAUCCAUUAGUUUUAAACGUUUAUAAAAAAGAAUUGAAUAAUUAUAUUGAAAAAGGUCUUGGUAGUAAUUUAAGAGCCAAAUUGUCUACGGCUUUGGCAAUGAACAUGGAACAAAGCCAAAGGGACAUGGUUGAAAAAGUUUCUAAAUUAUUACCAGAAAAUAUAUCUGUAGUAAAUCCUCAAUUAGAACCAUUUGAAGUAUUUUAUCAUCUUAACUGUGAUAAUUUAUGUGGCGAUUUUCAUGAACACCUGGAAUUUAAAUUUUCUUGGGGUUUAUCUUCAUUAGUAAGAAGAGUAUCAUCUUUAGCAACAAAAAAUUCACUAAAGUCAAGAACACUGUCAUCUCCCACUAAUAACCAGUCUACUAAUCAUUUAGACCAGUCAUUAAAUGACUACAAUAGUCAUCAGUCUGUAGUUGAAGAAAAUUUGCCAAUGAUAUCUCGUUUAUUAGCUGCAUCAUUAGGUACUCAAGGUACUAUGGGUGGUCUUAUAUUAGCUGCAUUUAUGUUGAAAACUGUUGGUUGGCGUUUAAUUGUAACAACAGGAACUAUUUAUGGAUGUCUUUAUCUAUAUGAAAAAUUAUCUUGGACAACUAAAGCAAAAGAAAGAGAGUUUAAAAGACAGUAUGUCGAACAUGCUACCAGUAAACUUCGUUUGAUUAUUGAUGUAACAUCAGCAAACUGUAGUCAUCAAGUUCAACAACAAUUAUCAACUACUUUUGCAAGAUUAAGUAAACAUGUGGAUGAAUCUGCUAGUGAUCUGAAUGAACAAUUGGAACUUCUAGAUCAAGAAUUACAAUCUUUAGUUCAGUCAACUGAAAUAUCGAAAAUUUUGAAGGAAAAAGCAGAGUUUUUGAAAGAAAAUUUGAAAAACUUUGAUAAGGAUUUUUUUGUUAACUAGUCAGAAUUUUUUUUUUUUAAUUUAAACUUAAUGAACAGUGUUAAUAAUUGUUUUAUAAUAAAUAUUUUUUAUAAAAUAUUAUUUAUUAUAGUGUCUGAAAAUCUAUGACUAUUUUAGCUAAUAAUUAGUAGAAGUACUUUUUUAUCAUUAAAUAGUUAUAAUUGUUUGACGUUUCUUAUCUCUUCUUUUUGUUGUUAUUAAUGUCCAUAAAUUAUGAAUUGUAAUUCAAUUUUUGAAUGCCUUAUUUUAUACUUAAAGGCUUAUAAUCUAAAAUAAAAUUUAACUAAAUUCAA
Daktulosphaira vitifoliae (grape phylloxera) is the source of this 2734-nucleotide messenger RNA. It is a transcript of the gene Marf, whose product is annotated as transmembrane GTPase Marf. Gene Ontology annotation, cellular component: mitochondrial outer membrane. Gene Ontology annotation, molecular function: GTPase activity; GTP binding. The record is from RefSeq and is a predicted model, not a curated record. Gene Ontology annotation, biological process: mitochondrial fusion; mitochondrion localization. Lineage: Eukaryota; Metazoa; Arthropoda; Insecta; Hemiptera; Phylloxeridae. The transcript has 12 exons. Bases 165 to 2441 code for a protein of 758 amino acids.